GUUAUAGUGUAAAUUGUAUUGGGUGUGCACGGGCCAGGUAUGAUCACGUUCUGUAUGGAGUUAUAACACACAACAGAUCAGAUUUUUCGUUAAAUGUGCUUGAAGAUGGAGCACAAGCUCCUGUGUUUGUUUUUUUUAAUAGGAUCAUUAUCCCUUUCAUCUUGUCAAAACGCCGCUCCACAAUUUCGGACGUUAGCUAGAGAUGGUAUAGAUGGAAACCUGUAUGAUCGCCUCACUGUCAAGGGAAUCGAAGAAAACCUUCCUAUUGGUAGUGUUCUUGGUAAACUCAGCUGUACCGAUGCAGACGGAGAUGCAAUAACAUACCAGGGUGAAGGACAAACGUUACUUGUCAACGCGACUGGUACCGUUUUUAUGAAUCGGCUGUUAGAUCGAGAGAACUCGCCAGCUAAUUCCGUAUCCAAUACUGGAGCCCGAAUUUUAGUUCAUAAAUUCUCCUGUAUGGACAACCAAUUAACGGCGACAGCAGACAUAGAGAUAACAAUAACAGAUAAAAAUGACAAUGCUCCAACCUUUCUUAGCUCUACAGCUUAUUCUGGUAGAAUACGGGAAGAUGCUGUACCAGGAAUAACAACACUUCUACCAGGGUUGGUCAUACAGGUAGUGGAUACAGAUCGUGGUUUAAAUGCUGUCGUUGAUAUUUCCUGUUUUGCAGAUGAUGUACAGGCUGAAGAAGCUUGUGAUUACUUUGGUGUGACCUCGAUACAAACGGGGGAAGGUAGAUACAACUCUACAAUCUAUCUAAAAAAACAAGUUGAUUAUGAAACUCAAAGAGGUUAUACGAUGACUCUCUUAGCUAAGGAUCGAGGUGUAGCAGGAGAAAAACGUUUUAAUUCAACAGCCAAUGUUUUAAUAGAAGUCCAAGAUACCCAGGAUUCGCCGCCAGAAUUUCUCAAUGUUCCUCUGACAAUUUACGUACAGGAAAACAUUGCUAUUGGAACCUCUUUAACUCCGUCAAUAUCAGCACAGGAUCAAGAUCAAGGUGCUCCAAGAGCUGUAGAUAUCUCUAUCGUUAAUGAUACUAAGGGCCUGUUUCGGAUGGGACCAUCAACACCUAUUGAUGUGACAAAUAAAGCUUAUCAAGCAUCAGUUUUAACCAGACAACCUAUAGACAGAGAAGAACUACAAGGAAGAUAUAUUUUCCAAGUCCGGGCAGAAGAGUUAUAUCCCAAUGGAACUAAAAGCGGAAUUUUCGAGGAUUCUGAUGUCACUGUCAACAUACUGGAUGAGAAUGAUAACCAGCCUACCUUCCAGAACACAAAUUAUAAUGUCAAUUUAACCGAAAUGGAUUCAAAUGGAACUCAGACGAACAGUCAAGUACCUAAUUUGAAUAUUCAAGUCACUGAUAAGGAUGAUUCCAGUAAUGCUAAUUACUAUGUAACGAUUGGUAGGCAGACCUAUCCUGGUGCCUUCCGUGUCUCACCUAGCGACAAUUCUACAGGAACAACGGCCGUUAACAUGCUGAUUUUGAAUUCCGACUUUCUGGAUUUUGAUAAUCCAAAUUACAGACGACAAAUUGUGGUGAUUGAAGCGAGGGAACUGACUUCUUCUCAGUCAACCCCAAAAACAUCAAGUGCAACAGUUACCAUUAAUUUACUGGAUUUGAACGACAAUUCACCUAUUUUUGCACAGGCGCAAUAUGAACGAACAUUACGAGAGGAUUCAGCUAUUAAUACACCUAUAAUCACUAUAACGGCUACAGAUAAAGAUGAGGGUGAAAAUGGAAGAAUUACGUACAGCUUACGAGGAACGGAUCUAGAAGUGUUUAACCUGAACAGUGCUACAGGUGAAAUCCGGCUCAGACAGACUUUGGAUUAUGAAACACAAACCGAAUAUCCAGUUAUUCUGGUAGCUCGUGAUAAUGGGCUACCACCAAGAGAAUCAACCAAAACUUUUACACUAAAAGUUUCUGACUUCAAUGAUCUGGGACCACAGUUCAUACAAGAUUCGUAUCAAACAUAUGUAUUUGAAACCAGUCUACAGUUGCAACCAGCAGUAACAGUUCAGGCAACUGAUCCUGAAGAUCCAACUGGUGUGGUAACGUAUCGAAUUAUUGCUGGCAACAUAAACAAUGCAUUUAGUAUUGAUCCCAAUUCAGGGGUGUUAACUCUAACUAAAAAUAUUGAUUACGAUGACACACCUGGUCAAUCGGGCAAAAUUGAGUUGAUUGUCGAAGCUAGUGAUCGAGGUUUGAAUGGUGAAGCUGGAUUACAGACUAAUACUACUGUAACCGUCAAUGUACAGGUAAGUUAA
Patella vulgata (common limpet) is the source of this 2271-nucleotide messenger RNA. RefSeq names its product cadherin EGF LAG seven-pass G-type receptor 1. Gene Ontology annotation, molecular function: calcium ion binding. The coding region runs from base 94 to 2271 and encodes 725 amino acids. The transcript is spliced from 19 exons. The record is from RefSeq and is a predicted model, not a curated record. Gene Ontology annotation, biological process: homophilic cell-cell adhesion. Lineage: Eukaryota; Metazoa; Mollusca; Gastropoda; Patellidae. Gene Ontology annotation, cellular component: plasma membrane.